Molecule: messenger RNA, 3462 nt
Organism: Polistes canadensis
Lineage: Eukaryota; Metazoa; Arthropoda; Insecta; Hymenoptera; Vespidae
Gene: Snx27
Product: sorting nexin-27
Exons: 6
Coding region: 86-1876 (596 amino acids)
Biological process (GO): signal transduction; intracellular protein transport
Cellular component (GO): early endosome
Molecular function (GO): protein binding; phosphatidylinositol-3-phosphate binding
Source: RefSeq, a predicted model, not a curated record
CAUUAAUGGCGCACAGGUGCACGGCGCACUCUGACGGUGCGCCGUGGUACGAGAACGGCGCAUCAAUGGGCAGUCAGAGGGUAAGAUGGCGGAUCGUGAUUCGGAGGUGCAGGAGGAGGAAGAAGAAGUGCGACAGCGGCAGAAGCAGGAGCUGCGUCAAACAAGAUCUGAGGUGAAGGAGGACGGUAUUCGCGGAAUGAACGCGAGCGUCCAUCCUAUAAACGAUACGACGAGUGUGAUGACCACGACGAUAAUGGCGUCGACAACGAGUACGAACACGGCGAUGGCAACAACGACUACAACAACUACGACAACGGUGAAUACGGUGAUCAACAAUGGUCGAGUGCCGCAACAUAAUCUUGUCAAUCAACAACAACAACAACAACAACAACAAAUGAAUAAUCCAAAUGUUGGACAAGGACCUAGAUGCGUUACCAUCUACAAAACGGAGACUGGUUUUGGGUUCAAUGUUCGAGGUCAGGUCAGCGAGGGUGGACAAUUGAGAAGUAUCAACGGUGAACUUUAUGCACCCUUGCAACACGUCAGUGCUGUUUUACCUCGAGGAGCUGCCGAAAAGGCCGGUGUUCGCAAGGGUGAUCGAAUACUCGAAGUCAAUAAGGUGAACGUUGAGGGUGCCACUCACAAGCAGGUCGUUGACUUGAUCAAAUCUGGCGGUGACGUACUGACGUUGACGGUGAUAUCCGUGACACCACAAGAAGCUGAAAGGCUGGAACCUUGCGAGGAUCUCAGUUAUCCACCGAUAGAUUACAGCGAGAAACGAUCAUUGCCCAUUAGUGUUCCGGAUUAUCAUGUACGGGAAAGGAAACACGAACGUUAUGUUGUUUUCAACGUACACAUGGCAGGAAGGCAUCUGUGUUCUAGACGUUAUCGCGAAUUCGCUGCCCUUCACAUGGCACUUAAGAAAGAAUUUAUUGGAUUUAAUUUUCCAAAGUUACCGGGAAAAUGGCCUUUCCAAUUGACGGAACAACAAUUGGAUGCCAGAAGACGAGGUUUGGAACAAUACCUUGAAAAAGUUUGUGCCGUACGAGUAAUUGCCGAGAGCGAUGCUAUGCAAGAAUUUCUAACCGAUAGGUUGGACGAGGACGGUGACCAAGGUCCAGCGGUUGACCUAAAGGUUCUCUUACCUGAUCGCGAGGUAGUUACCGUGACGGUCGCGAAAGCAGCUUUGGUCAAGGACGUCUACGAUGCGGUCUGUAGUAGAGUCGGUCUUGAUUCGGAAACCGCCAAGUAUUUUUACCUCUUUGAGAUAGUUGAGUACAAUUUCGAGAGGAAACUUCAACCUCACGAGCAUCCGCACACACUUUACAUUCAGAAUUACUCUACGGCGAGUGCGACGUGCCUAGCGAUAAGAAGGUGGUUGUUCAAUGUAAAUAGGUCUCUUAGCGAGCAGGCCCUGACGUGGAUAUUUUGGCAGACUGUUGACGAGGUCAAUAGGGGCCACAUUAGCGCUGGCGAACGAUUGUAUCAGUUGAAGGCCCUUCAAGAUGCAUCUAGAAAGCACGAGUAUUUGAAAUUGGCAAAGGAAUUGAACGGAUAUGGCGAUAUAGUUUUUCCACAUUGUACUUGCGACUCGAGGAAGGAAGGACACGUUAUUGCAGCUGUUGGCGUUUUAGCAUUUAAGUUACAUGCAGCGAAAGAGGAUGGUACUUUAGAAUCUCAAGUAGUCGAAUUUCAAUGGAACACCAUAACAAGAUGGGAGGUAGACGAGGAAGGCAUGGCCUUUUGCUUUCAAUAUACUCGACAAGAUAAUAGGCCACCGCGUUGGUUGAAAGUUUUCACACCUUACUAUACCUUCCUGUCUGACUGUUUCGAUCGAAUAGCAGAAGAGGCAAAGUGGGACGAUCCCAGAGAAUGACGCAGUAUUCGCCGUUAAUACGUUUUUUUAUUCUUUCUUCUUUAAUUUUAUUUUCUUUUUUCUUUUUUUCUUUUUUUCUUUUUCUAAUUUUUAUUUUAUCCCUAAUUUACCCGUUGAUUAUCAAUAACGACGAUCGAACUCGCAUUGGUGAUUGUAGUCGAUUGUUUCAUAGGAUUAUUGUUAUAAAAUCUCAAUCACAGUGCGAUUGAACGAUUCGUAUUGUUUAUCAUAUCAACAAUGACUCGUUGAUUUUACAAAAAAAUAUAUAUAUUCAAUCUUUAUUAAUACACGAAUCUUAUAAAAGCACACGGCAGAGCUAUUACAUAUAUUUUCAAUUAUGAUAAUUAGCGUGGUUACGCGUUCCAAUAGUUACGACACCUUUUUCUUUUGAUUUGUCUUCUUGUUAUAUUGUAUGAUGAAACAAAUUGACAGAGAAUCGUAUUAUAUCAGAGAAUUAAUGUUUCCUUUUUUUCUCCUCUUAUGUUUCUUGUGUUAUUUUUUUUUAUUUUAAUUUUUUUUUGUUUUAUAUUAUUAUAUAAGAUUUAUUAAUCUUAUCAUACUUUAUAACCAAUACUGUCGCGUCAACAAUGGAAUACUAGAGAAUUAUAAAAAGAAAGAAAAAAACAAAAAAACGACGUCUCAAGUAAGAAAUGAAAAUUAUGAGAGAUCGUAAAUUAAUGCCUAGUGUCGAUAUAUAUGAUUUGGCCUAUAAGUUAUAUUUCCUAGAACGUGUAAUUCGAUUUCUCGUUUUAGAAAUAAUCGAAUUACUAAUUGUUCCUUUUUAUUAGCCUAAUAUACAUCAAUAUACAUAUACAUAUACAUACAUAUAUAUAUACAUACAUACAUACAUACAUACAUACUAUUCUCUCUUUAAAUUUCUUUUACGAAAGCAUACCACAUUUUUUAUUGACUUAGUAAACAAAAGUAUUAUCGUGCUUCGUUCGAGCCCAGAUCACCUUCCUUGUAAUUAAUUUUCAAAAAUUUCAAUGUGCUUUUAUUCAUAUCGUUUUCAUCUAUUGAAAGCUUAUUGAAAUUUUUGAGAUAUUAUUCCAUACGUGAAGUUUCAUUAAAGAUCGUAAAUGUCGAAAAAUUUUUAAUCAUUAUAUCGACAUUUUCGAAGUUUGAAUUAUGUAGAAUUCCAUUACACUCAUUCGCGAUCAUCUUGUGAAAUACAUUGAAAAAUAAAAUGAAAUUUAAUCUAAUAUAAUGAAAUGAAAUAUUUUCAUCGCAUUAUGUUUUAAACAAAACAAAAAUUUCAAAAUAUCAACAAUUUAAAAUUAUUGUUGCAAUCUAUAGAUGCCUACUUAUUUUAAUGAAUUAAUAAUUCAUAUAUAAUAUUUCUACGCAUUUAAUGUAAAGAUCUGAAUUAUUGUAAAUGUUACGUUGAUUAAUUAAUUGAAAACAAAAAAAAAGAAUAGAAAGGAAAAAGAGAGUAAUGGAGCACGCCUGACACAAAAAAGGUACAUAUUUUCCCCAGUACUUCGGUGAUUAAUAAUACUCAUUAAUUAGUAAUAUUGUUAAGAAGAGUUGCUAAAUAAUAAUAAUAUUAAUAAUAAUUAUAAUUAUCAUAAUAAUAAUAGUAAUAA